UGGCAGUGUAGCUAGAAGGCUGACAAGCUAGCUAGCUAGCAUAAUAAAGGAAGACAACAUGAGUCAAACAAACACACUGGUGUUGUGCGUUUGAAGAUAUUAGCAAGACACUUUUAAGAGCUUAACAUCAGCUUUUCUCUCCGCAGAUAAUCUAGCUGACAUCUUCAUUAGCAGUGAGUGAUGGCGGUUGAACAAUUUGUGUCAAAGACACUCGAGCUCCUACAGGAGGAGAGGGAGGCUGAAAUAGAGGAGACCAGGAUAUGGCAGGAGAACAUCUCUCUCAAGGAUCUUCAAAAUAAAGGAGUUUGCCUGCUGAAAUUGCAGAUAGGAAGUCAGUCCACAGGCCUGUAUGGCCGCACAGUCAUCGUCCUUGAGCCAAGAAAGCAUCUCGGUUUCUCAUCUCUGCCAAGCAACAGCUUUGGACCUGGGGACAUAGUUGGCUUGUAUGACACCGGUGGAUGCACCCCGGCCUCACAGAUCGGCACAGGAAUAGUGACGAGGGUCAGCCAAGCUUCUAUAAACGUGGCCUUCGACGACUUAAAGGACGGCCUCAGCUUUGAUACGGAUGCGCUUCACAACCUCUUAAAGUUGGCAAAUGACAUCACCUACAAACGGAUGAAAAAUGCCUUGAAUACAUUAAAUGGAUACAGGAAUGGACCAGCUGCCAAUAUGAUAAACGUUCUUUUUGGAGACUCAAAACCGUCUAAUCAAUCACAGCCAAACGACGUUCAGUUCUUUAACUCGAACCUGGAUGAUUCUCAGAGAGAAGCUGUGUCCUUUACGCUGUCUCAGAGAGAAGUGGCUGUGAUUCAUGGACCACCAGGCACUGGGAAGACCACCACAGUGGUGGAGAUCAUCCUGCAAGCAGUCAAACAAGGCCAAAAGGUCCUCUGCUGUACGCCCUCUAACGUGGCCGUGGAUAAUCUAGUGGAGAGGUUAGCCCGGUGCAAGGCAAAGGUGCUCCGGCUGGGUCACCCUGCCAGACUCCUGGAGUCCAUACAGAAACAUUCUCUCGACGCCAUCCUCGCGCAGAGUGACAACGCAAACAUCAUCGCUGACAUCCGUAAAGACAUCGAUAAAGCAUUUAUUGGAAUGAAGAAAAUGCGUGAAAAGGGAGAGCGGGUGAACUUCAAAAGAGAAAUAGGGGAGCUUAGAAAAGAGCUCAAAUCAAGGGAAGCAACAGCCAUAGCCCAGAUCCUAAAAAGGGCCGAUGUUGUGUUGUCAACCAACACAGGUGCUGGUGGCGAAGGCCCUCUGAAGUACCUGCCGGCGGAGCAUUUUGAUUGGGUGGUGAUAGACGAGUGCGCUCAGGCGCUGGAGAGCAGCUGCUGGAUCGCCCUGCUCAGAGCACGCAAGUGCGUUCUGGCUGGAGACUACAAGCAGCUACCACCUACUAUCAAAUCACAAAGGGCUGCAUCAAAAGGCCUGUCUCUCAGUCUCAUGGAGAGACUCAUCCAGAUGUAUGGGGACUCAGUGGUCCGGAUGCUAACGGUUCAGUACCGCAUGCACAGUGCCAUCAUGAACUGGGCCUCCAAAGAGAUGUACCAGGGAAGACUAACGGCCCACAGCUCUGUAGAGGGACACUUGUUGAAAGAUUUACCAGGAGUCACCUGUGUUGAAGAGACCAGCACGCCACUUCUUCUUAUUGACACUGCAGGCUGCGGCCUGAGUGAGAUGGAGGUCACAGAUGAGCAGUCCAAAGGCAAUCAGGGUGAGGUAGACAUUGUUGAGCUGCACAUAAAGGCCUUGACUGGAGCUGGGGUUAAAGCUAAAGACAUCGCUGUUAUUGCUCCAUACAAUCUACAAGUCCAUCUUCUGCGUCAGAAACUUUCUGCGAGGCAUCCAGAGCUGGAGAUAAAGUCCGUGGAUGGAUUUCAGGGCCGGGAGAAAGAGGCGGUGGUGUUGUCGUUGGUUCGGUCCAACAGAAAGGGGGGAGUUGGAUUUCUGGCAGAGGACAGAAGGAUUAAUGUGGCUGUUACACGUGCAAGACGUCACGUCGCUGUUGUGUGCGACACCCAGACUGUCCAGAGUCAUGCUUUCCUGAAGUCCCUGAUCAAUCAUAUGACUGAGUUUGGCGAGGUCAGAACGGCAUUUGAGUACAUCCAGGACAUCGUGCCACAGAACUACACCCGUGACCACAAAGACACAAAGGCUAGUGCGUCUGCCAGCAGCUCCACGUCCACCAAACAGAAGGUUAAAGAUCAGCCUCCGAGCAGGGCGAAGCAACAACAAAAGAAGUCCACUGGCAGCAGCAGUAAUGAAACUGCUGCUGGUACCGAGAAGCACAUAACGUCCUGCAUGACGGCACUGACGGAGGAGGAGCAGAAGAAGAACAGGUGUGCUGAGAUCAGAGCGCAGGUGGAGAGCUUUCUAAAGGACUUAAGUCAGAAAGAACUACAGUUCCCAUCAUCGUUUAACUCUCAUGACCGCCUGCUGGUCCACCAGAUCGCUGAGGAGCUGGGCCUCGUGCAUGAGAGUAAAGGGGAGGGUAAAGGCCGGUGUAUCAUGGUCGCCAGGCCUCUGGUGUCAACACCAGCUGAGAGGCCAACACAAGAAGAAGAAGAAGAAGAAGAAACAAUCCCUGAUCCCCAAAGAGAGCUGCUGUGUCAACCUCCAUCAGACCUGAAAAGUUUACAUUUGGAGCGGAUGAAGAGGGAGCAGCAGAAGAGGGAAGAACAUGCUCAACAGAAACAGCAACAGAAACGCAUCCCACCAGCUCCGGCCCAGUCAUCAAAGAAGCCCAAGCCUGCUAAAGAAAAGAACCGAAUGAAGGCCGGCGCCUGCGGCAUCGCUGCUGCUGCAGCUCCAGACGAUGACUUUGACACACUCAUCAACGCUGUCAUAAAGGCUGAAAGGGUGUGCAGCUUUGUCAGGUGUAAAGCUUCUUUGCUGACACUCGGACAGCUCUGCCUCUUCUGCAACAGGCAGUAUUGUCUCAGUCAUCAUAUACCAGAGGUUCACGGCUGUGGAGAUAAAGCCAAGUCUCAUGCUCGGAUGAGAAUAAGCAAAGAAGGCGUUCUGUACGCAGGGAGUGGGAAGAAAGACAAAUCCAUGGACCCCAAUAAGAAAGCCUAUCUGCAAAGGAAGCUGGACUCUAAAUUGAAAGAUAUGUCAUCACAGAGGAAACCAAAAAACAAAGAGAACGACAGUUAAUGAUAGCAAAUGCACUCUGUAAAUGAACAUAACUAGAGACUUUGUUCUGAGCAAGAAUAAACUGUACAAAUGUGUGAAAAUGUCUUGUUUGAUCAAAUAUACUGUGUUGCCCUUCUAACCUUCAUAGUAAAGAAUAUGGGUUUUAUACAAUUUGCUGCUUAUUUUUCUGAAAUACGUAUUGAAACUAUACAACUUGUUAGUUAUUUUUAUCAGUUGUAGCAGCACCCUCAACAACACACACUCACUAAAGUCUUCAGCUCUACUGUCCCGUGUCUACUGUAUGCGAGUCUACUUUACCUCCACUGUUACUGUCAGAGGACAGAUUGUCAGUGGGAUGGAGUUGUUUGCAUUUUCAUACAAUCCAGGAGAGAAGUAGGGGAAAAUCCUCUCUGUAAAUCUAUCUUUGAAUGCGUGUAUUACUGUCAAAUCAGCAGCGUUGAUGAAAACAACCUUUCCUUUGUCAUAAUCCAGCUGCACAGUAAUCUUCUCUGGCUUCUGCUUCAACACCAGCUUGGUCCGAGGCGAGGUCUCAGCCCAGAAUGAGUCCCCAUUGCACAGGCCGAGCACCCAGAAACCCCCAGUCGGGUUGAGGAAGACGGUACUCUCCCUUUUGAUGGACUCUCGGGCUACUCCGAUGUACCAGUCUUUGCCCUGGCCCACCUCCACAGUCCAGCUGUGCUUCCCAGAUGUGUAGCCGGUGGCUCCCAGCACACACACACGGCUGGUGCAGCGUUCAGGGUUACCGGGUACGACUUGCUUACUGCUGUGUUGUACGCUGGUCAACUCUUCAGAGAACUUUAAGUUGGAGUGGGCCGUGUUUGGAUCCAGAGUGAUGGGAGCUGGAAGUAUAAACAAAAUUCAGUAUGUUGAAAAUACCUUUACCUUUAAGCCAUUGUCUGCUCACCCACCACAUGUGAUGAUGUUGGCCAUCUUCUUCCAAAUUCUAAACUUAAGUGAUCCCAGAUGCUUUGCAGAGUUGAUCAGGAUAUCUCUGAUACAUUCUGGCUCUGGAAUAUUGCAUUUGGCCCUGAAACAUGUUGAAAUCAUUACAACAUUGUCUUAUGGAGACUGUGAUAACUAUAGCAGAUAGUGAGUUAUACAUACCGUUUCUUCAUGUCCUUGUAGUCCUUAAAAAAAGGAAAGUAUAGAAAUGCAUCAAAUUUACAAAAUGUUAGAUGUGUAGUUCUAUGCAAAUCACAUGUAGGUGCAAGGCUUUUUGAAAUCAGCAUUGAUAAAGAGUAACGCCUGUACAUGACUCCAAAACGCACAAGUUUUGAUCCCAGUUGGAUUUUCUUUAGGUCAAAAAGAAUAAUAGAUUAAAUAUAUCAAGUAGUGAAAGGAAACAUUGAUGAAAUAAUACAUGACGGGAAGCAUUUAUUAGUAU
Molecule: messenger RNA, 4537 nt
Organism: Anarrhichthys ocellatus (wolf-eel)
Lineage: Eukaryota; Metazoa; Chordata; Actinopteri; Perciformes; Anarhichadidae
Gene: ighmbp2
Product: immunoglobulin mu DNA binding protein 2
Exons: 16
Coding region: 181-3153 (990 amino acids)
Cellular component (GO): cytoplasm; nucleus
Molecular function (GO): 5'-3' DNA helicase activity; zinc ion binding; ATP binding
Source: RefSeq, a predicted model, not a curated record